AUGCGGGCUGUGUGCCGGCUUUUAUGUGUGCUGCAGCUGCUGCUGCUGCAGCAGCUGCACCCAGCAGCAGCAGCAGCAGCAGCAGCAGCAGAAGACCCCGAAGCACCAACCACUCCGCGGGACGAUGCUGCACUCUACGAAGCAGCAGCAGCAGUUGUAGCAGCAGCAGGAGCAGCAGGAGAUUCUGCGCUGCGCCACUCGGUGUCUCGCGGCCGAGCAGCAAACAAAGCAGCAGCAGCAGCAGCAGCAGCAGCAGCAGCAGCAACAGCAGCAGCGGGCGAGCCCGCCAGCGCGAAGGAGCCGAAGCCCCUGCUGCAGAGCAGCAACAGCAGCCGCCGCAGCAGCACCAACGGCAGCAGCAGGUGGAGAAGCAGCAGCAGGUGGAGAAGCAGCAGCAGAAGGAGAAGCCGCAGCAGCCGCAGCAGCCGCAGCAGCAGCAGCAGCAGCAGCAACGUGGGGGCCCGGCUGCAGCAAACAGCAGAAAGGGUUUACCGGCUGCUGGUGUUUUUGGGGCUUUUCUUCGCGCUGUGCGUUUUGCUGCGGGAGCAGCGGGGGUUUGAGGAGAAGUUGAAGAAAAGAAGCAAAAGUGGAAUUAAUUUAAUUCCAAAAAGAAGAAAAUAA
Eimeria necatrix is the source of this 621-nucleotide messenger RNA. RefSeq lists its product as hypothetical. The transcript has a single exon. The coding region runs from base 1 to 621 and encodes 206 amino acids. NCBI's taxonomy places the organism in Eukaryota, Apicomplexa, Conoidasida, Eucoccidiorida, Eimeriidae. The record is from RefSeq and is a predicted model, not a curated record.